AUCUACCCUCCAUGUGAAGUGGGUUUGCCAGUAGGCCGAGACUCGCCUGGAUUGUGGACCACCAACUCCACAGGCUUAUCCCUGAAGGCCAGGCGUUCAAGCCGAGGCUUAGGUUCCACGGAUGACGCUGAAGUUGACAGUUGCGUUCGUAGGACGUAUGAAGAGUUCAAUCUCCCGGAGGCCCUACACUCGGAGGGGAUUUCCAUCAUUGCCUUACAUGCUGGCCAUGAUGGCUCCAUAGCUGUUGGAAAGGGCGGCCGAAUCCAAUGUGUCUUGGAGUUGGAGCGGCUGUACGGAGAUCGCUACUUCAUUCCUUCCAUUGAUAACUUCAACUUCCACUGGCAAAAUGCAGUUGAGACGGUACAGGAGCACUGUGAGUGUGAUCAUGGUAUGUGCCCUACAAGCUUCGAUUACGGCAUCAUGGUAAAUUUUGGGGACAAUGUAGUGGCUCAGACACAUUACCUGCCACAGAUUGUGGAGAGGGUUUUCACUGUUCGGGAGUGGCGGAACGUGAACCACCACGAGGCCCACGCACUGAUGGGAUACUUCGCUUCUCCUUUCCGCUCUGCCUUCAUUUUGUCUUAUGAUGGCGGCGGCAACGAUGGGGUCUUCAACGCCUUCAUCGCCAGGGGCCUUGAGCUGUAUCGCAUCGGUCGUAAGCCGCUCAACAUGGGUGGAGGAUACUACAAGCUUGCUAGCUACCUGCAGGAGGUCACAGGCUAUCCGGAAACCCAGGCCCUUGUAUGUGAGAGGCUUGAGGAGGCAAAGGAUGACUGGGUUGACCUGGCCAUGUUGUACCCUGUGGCAAAGUUUGUUACCUUUGCGGGCAAGCUGAUGGGAUACUCUGGCCUGUCUCAGCCUUCGCCUGAGAUUGGGCCAUGGAUUCGGCAGUACUUUCACCGCGCCGCUCAGGGGAAGAGGGAGGUGCCACGAGUUUUUCUCAAGAAGGUCUGUGAAGGAACCGAGAGCCAGCGUGUUCUUGCGGCCACGAUUCAAGCUGAAUUCGAGCGCAUCGUGCAUCCGAUUGUGCAGGACUACCUACGCGAAAUGCAGCUUAAGGGCGUAAGCGUUGAAGGGAUCGUGCUGACUGGAGGCUGCGCACUCAACGUGGUGGCGAAUCAGCUCGUGCGAGACACGCUCACCGAAGUCAGAGCGGCACAGAAGAGCUACACCAAGCCCCAAGAUGUUUACGUUCCUCCAGCUCCGAACGACUCGGGGCUGACUGUUGGAGCCAUCUGGGCUGUUGCGCCACCAACUGGUCCUCGUCAACCUCUUCAGUAUCUAGGUUUUGGGCUCUGGGAUCUGGAUGACCUUCCUGGGGAAGCAGAGGCACGAGGAGCUAUGAGACUCUCUCAGCUAGGUGGGGUGAACUAUUUGGCGGAACUUCUCUCCGGAGGACCAGCAUGGGCAGCCAGCAGACCAAAGCAUGAGAAGCCCAUUAUCGCUGUGGUGCGUGGCAGGCAGGAGUUUGGACCUCGGGCUUUGGGACACCGAUCGUUGCUCGCUGUGCCAGACUCCCAUGCUAUGCGUGAGCGCAUGAAUCGGCUUAAGUUCCGGCAGUGGUAUCGGCCUGUAGCACCCAUGAUUGCUGAAGAGGCAUUGGAGGAAGUUUUUGGUUUCAAAUACACCUCUACCUACAUGGAAUUCGCCCCUCUUGUUACGAGCAAAGUCCGCGAACGCUUUCCUGCCAUUGCCCACUUUGAUGGUACAGCGCGACACCAGUCCGUCAGCCGAACGGAUGAGCCCUGGGUACACGCACUGCUGCUGGCAGUUGGCCAGCUGACCGGACUAGCUGCGCUCAUCAACACAAGCUUCAACUCCAAAGGCAAGCCAAUUGUUAAUACUGUGAAGGCAUCUCUGGAGAUGUUGGACGAACUGGAAGAUUUGGACUAUGUCCUCAUUGAGGAUUGGUUAUUUCGUGCGCCAGCCGUCAAGAAGAAGGUCGAGCCGCCGAAGAGGAAGCAUGCUGAUCGCUCUGCCAGUCUUUACUGCGAACAGGCGAGGACCAGCUUGGUUGUCCAGAACUGUGCAGAGUCGGAAGUCCGUCCGCUGUGGCCGGACGCCGCAGACGCUGCAGAGGCUGAGGGCCGCUGGGGCUUCCUGGGCAGCCCGGAAGCAGGGCUUCGGUAUGUAGUCAUCGCUGCCGACGGCUCCCUGCACCAUGAGGGCGGCGGCAGUCAGCCCCUGCAUGGCAGCUCCCCAGGCUCCACGGCAGUGUCGAUGGCGGAUGUGCAGGUGGGCUCUGCAGGAUCGCCGGACUCUCGCCACCUCUUGGGUCAGAUGCUCCU
Molecule: messenger RNA, 2288 nt
Organism: Symbiodinium pilosum
Lineage: Eukaryota; Dinophyceae; Suessiales; Symbiodiniaceae
Source: the annotation of a GenBank genome assembly